AUAUAUGCGUGAUGUGCUGGCUGUAGUAUUCAGCAGUGGUGUGGUACGGUCUAUGCUGCUCUGACGCGUUGCUGAGGAGGCUGCCUGACUGCGUACGAGGAGAUGUAUCUCGGUGAAGGGUGAACAGGGAAGGGGUAGGUAGGGAGGAUGUGAUGGAGAGAGAGAGUGAAGCGAGAGCACGUGAUUGGGUGAGAGGGUGGAGAUGCGUAUGGCAUGCCGAGGGUGGAGCUUAGCAUCAGGCAAUUCCUGCUCUCUGUUUUUUUCUCUCUCCUCUGUCUCUCCUCACACUCACGGCAUCCCCAUUUUUCCGCUCACUUCUAGUAAGUUCACCUGCUCUCCCUUUCUUGUCCUUCAUCCUCCUCUUUGUGGGCUAUUUCAAUGGACUCUGUGUGUUCUUAUGGACUAUCAUCCGCUUCCUCCCAACUUGGUCUGAGCAACAGGGGGGCUUUCCAGGCACCAGCACUCCCUCUCUUGGUUUUCAUCCCCCUCACUGGGGGGAGGGGGGAGGACUAAGGGUGGGGGUGUAUAGCACCUCCUGGGGCACGUGUGGGGGUAAGACGGAGGCGGAUAGGUGUGGAGGGAGUAGGAGUGGUGAGGAUGGUAAUGCCGGCCCGUGGCUCUCCCUUCUUCCUGCACCUACUGCUUCUCUGUAGGCUGUGUGUCUCAGGGGCACAGCCCUGCUUCCUCUUCUCGUCAUGAGCCUGGCAGCAAGGGUCUCCUGCUCUGUGCUCAACUGCUUUGGUGAAGAAGGACCCCCCAGUCUGGAGUAUAUCCAGGCCAAGGACUUGUUCCCUCCGAAAGAGCUGGUCAAGGAGGACGACAGCCUCCAGAAAAGAGCUUCUGGACAUCUGAACAGCGAUUACUCACCUCGAACCGGAUACACUGCUUUCUCGAGACCAGGCCCAAAUCCCCAUCAUUUGCGUGAAGAAAAGAUGGAGAAAAAGGGGGUGGAGGUCGGGCUGCCAUCCGAGAAUUCGUAGGCGAAGACGUGGCUGAACGACGACACGGAUACUAAAGAGCUGGCUGGAUAUUCCGUGCGUCGGCAGGACAGAGAAGCUACGUCUGGUGCCGUUCCCAGCUCUGCAGGGGGAAGGGGUGGAGUAUCUAGGCCGAGCCGAUGACACCAUCAUCGCCAUCUCCAACUACAGGCUCCACAUCAAGUUUAAGGACUCCAUUAUCAAUCUGCCUCUGAGGCUCAUAGAGAGUGUGGAGAGCAGAGACAUGUUCCAACUGCACAUCAUCUGCAAGGACUCCAAAGUCGUCAGAUGCCAUUUCUCGACAUUCAAGCAGUGCCAGGAGUGGCUGAAGCGUCUGAAUCGGGCCAUAGCCCACCCUGGCAGGCUGGAGGAUCUGUUUGCCUUGGCCUACCACGCCUGGUGUCUGGGGGGCAGCGCAGACGAUGAGGACCAGCACCUACACCUCUGUAGACCAGGUGAUCAUGUCCGUCAGAGGCUGGAGAUGGAGGUGAGGAGGAUGGGCUUCGACAUGCAAAACGCCUGGAGAGUGUCCGACAUCAACCUCAACUACAAGUUGUGCUCCAGCUACCCCCAGAAGCUGCUGGUGCCAGUGUGGAUCACAGACAAGGAGCUGGAGAGUGUCGGCUCCUUCAGGUCCUCCAAGAGGAUCCCUGUGGUGGUCUACAGGCACCAGAGGAACGGGGCAGUGAUCGCCCGUUGCAGCCAGCCAGAGAUCAGCUGGUGGGGCUGGAGAAACACAGAGGAUGAAUACUUGGUCACCUCCAUCGCUAAGGCCUGUCUGAUGGACCCAGGGGCCAGGGUCACCUGUGGGGCCGCAGCCUGCAGCCGUCCCCAAGGGGAGGGCCCAGACAGCUCCGACAGCGACUUUGACUCCUCUCUGACAGGAUGUUCAGGCCCUGAUGCCAGCGCUGCGCCACAGAAGCUUCUCAUUCUCGACGCCCGCUCCUAUACCGCUGCAGUGGCCAACCGCGCCAAGGGAGGUGGCUGCGAGUGUGAAGAGUACUACCCUAACUGUGAGGUGAUGUUCAUGGGCAUGGCCAACAUCCACUCCAUUAGGAACAGCUUCCAGUCCCUCCGAACAGUCUGUAGCCAGAUCCCCGACCCUGGGAACUGGCUUUCUGCUCUGGAGAGCACCCGUUGGCUGCAGCACCUAUCCAUCAUGAUGAAGGCUGCCACUCUAGUGUGCUCUGCGGUGGAAAGGGAGGGACGUCCUGCCCUGGUGCAUUGUUCAGACGGGUGGGACCGUACCCCACAGAUUGUGGCUCUUGCCAAGAUCUUGCUGGACCCCUUCUAUAGGACACUAGAGGGUUUCCAGGUACUGGUGGAGACAGAGUGGUUGGACUACGGUCAUAAGUUUGGCGAUCGCUGCGGUCACCAGGAGAGUGCUGAUGAUGUGAGUGAGCAGUGUCCUGUCUUCCUACAGUGGCUAGACUGUGUUCACCAGCUACUCAAACAGUUCCCCUGCUUCUUCGAGUUCAACGAGGCAUUCUUGGUCAAGCUGGUUCAACACACAUACUCGUGUCUGUACGGGACGUUUCUGUGUAACAACAGGUGGGAGAGAGAGGCCCGCAACAUCUACAAACGCACCUGCUCCAUCUGGUCUCUGCUCCGCACCGGCAACAAGAACUUCCAGAACUUCCUUUAUAUUCCCUGUCAUGAUAUGGUGCUGCAGCCGGUGUGCCACACCCGGGCCCUGCAGCUGUGGACGGCCGUCUACCUGCCCACCUCCUCCCCCUGCACCGCUGCCGAGGACGCCAUGGAGCUCUACCUGUGCCCCUGCGCACAGGGAGAUGAGCUCACCUCACGAUCUCUCGACAGGUUUCCAAAGUCUCGCUCCAUGGACAACCUGGUGUCGGCGUGUGAGAACGGGAUGGCCUUCACCCGCACCUCCAGCGACCCCAACCUCAACAAGCACUGCCAGGAGGGCCGUACUGCCCAUGGCUUGGAGCCUAUGGCUGCUAUAGGAGGAGGGGCCGCACCCGAUAGCCCCGAGGAUGUCAGCCCUGACACGGGAUUGGACAACAAUGACUCGGAGGUGGAGCCAGUCACUCAGACUCCUCCUACCACACCCCUGGAGAUGGAGCCAAGGGAAGAGGGCUUUGAGGAGUUGAGAGAGGAGAUUUGUCUGAUGACACAACCUCUGCCCUCCCUGCCCCUCCCCCCUGUCACUCUGGAGAAGGGCUUCCCCCAUCCCCCCCCUCUCCCCCUGCCCACACCCAUUCUCCUCCAUUCCCUCCCCCAGACCACCAGCCCCCAUUGCCCUCCCCCUCCCUUGCCACAACAGGCGGCUGACAGCCGCUACAGGAUUGCUGAGGUCACUACCCACCCUGCCCGGGCAGCAGAAGCAUGCCUACCUUCCCCACCUGCCUGGAAGGGCCCACUACCGGCAGCUGUUCUGAAUGGCCUCCAGAACAGCCACUCAGCGUCUGCAGAGCUGCCAGCCCUCGAGCAGCUAGUUCCUCUAUCCCCUAUGGCCAUGGAAGACUCCACAGAGACCCUCACGGACAAAGCAGAGGCCCCACCAACACUGCCCCACAGCAGGAGAGAAAGUCUGGGCCAGACCCGGGACUUACCCCAGGCCCAGGCCCAGGGAGCGGAGAGAGAAGGGAAGAGGACAGAGGUUGUGAGUGGUAGAGAGCUGGUGCCUCUGAGAGAAUGUGUAGUAGCAGUACCAACAGUAGCAAUGGCCUCCGCAUCUACAGUGCCCCCUGUUGACAACAGCCAGGUAGUGGCGGUGCGAUACCCGGUCUCCCAGAGCCACCUGAGUGUCAGUGAGGAGCUGUCUCUCCUGGGCUCCCACUGGGAGAGUGUCCAGGGCCUGGUCCAGUCUACCUGCAACACCGCAGCCAGCCAGUCUGGCCUCCCAGCCAAUCUCUCCUCAGGUCUCUGUCGGGCCCUCCAGCCCACCGCCUACCAGAGUCGACGCCUGGCUGGCAAGCUGCUCCGUGCCCAGGGCAUGGCCGUGUCCAACGGGUUGCCUAACGGAGGUUCGCAGUGCUUCCGAAGGGAGAAGGAGGAAAGGGUCCGUGGCCCGGCUCCAGCCCCAGCCAGCUCCAGCCCAGUCCAGUCAGGGUCAGGCUGGCUCUCUGCAGUCAGAAGCAGCUCAGGCUAUGCUGCCAUCUGCAGCCAAACCAGCACCAGCACUCCACCCACCUCUUCUACCCACCAGUUUUUACCAGCCUCUCCCUUCUCCCUGCCCUCCCAGCCCCCCCCGACCUACCUGGAUGAUGACGGGCUGCCGGUGCCCAUGGACGCGGUGCAGCAGCGUCUCAGGCAGAUCGAGGCGGGAUAUAAACAGGAAGUGGAAGUGCUGAGGAGACAGGUGCGCCAGCUGCAGAUGAGGCUGGAGAGACAGUACGGCAUGCCGCCCUCUGAGCCUGACGUCGACUACGAGGACGACAUUACGUGCCUGCGUGAAUCAGACGACAGUGACGAGGAGGAAAGUCUGUCGGAUCACAGCGAGGACUGUUUCUCCGAGGGCAGCUGGGACAGAGUGGAGCAGAAGGACACAGAGGUCAGCGUCCCUCAUAGUCUGCUUCAGGUCACCAGGUGGGUGCCCGAUCACAUGGCCUCCCAUUGUUUCAACUGCGACUGUGAGUUCUGGAUGGCCAAGCGACGUCAUCACUGCAGGAACUGUGGCAAUGUGUUCUGUAAAGACUGCUGCCACCUGAAGCUGCCCAUCCCAGACCAGCAGCUGUACGACCCUGUCUUAGUGUGUAACAUCUGCAAUGACCUGCUGCUGGAGGCUAGGAACAGAGAGAUCUGCAGCCAGCAGCUCAAGAAGCCCAUCGCCACAGCCUCCAGCUGAGAGACAGGAGAGAGCCCCAUACUAAGUGUCCCAGUCCUGGCUCAGUCUGGCCUGGCCUAGUUCAGUUUGGCCCGGUUAGGACCUGGAUCAGCACCUUCUUGGAUCAUCUUGAGCCAUGUGCCCUGCUCCUACUACCCUAACAUGGUCUGGUCUUGGUUGUGUGGGAAGAUGAGGAGGACUUGUGGUUGCUCUGUGGCAGGGAGGCAAAGCUUGAGAAUGGAGAGAGGCCACUGACCACUGGGGUUGAGAGACUGACUGAGGAGUGGAAGAGGAUAGGGGAUGACAGUGAAUUAACGGAGUGAGGGAGAUGGAUGAGGAAGAGCUGUUAUGGAGGCUAUCCCACUGAGUUGAACCCCUUUUGGUCUAACACAUUUCCAGCCUGGAAGGAAGGCUGCAGCGUCCUGCUGCCCUGCCCUGGGGCUAUUGUUCUCCACUGGUGCCUCAGAUACCCCCUGAUGCCCCAUGCCACCACCCUGCUCCUGUAGCUCCAUCUCAAACCUACCUGAAUGUCCACUCCCAUUCUAGCGCAUCGCUCUCACACCCACCAACCAACCACCCCAUAAUGUGCCUCCCCGCCUGAAACACACACACCCACCUACUCGCCUCCAAGGACAAUCUCUCGCCCUCCCUAGUGUUUGGGACUCCAAAGCCUUUACCUGUUAAAUGGAGGCUGAUGACAACUUUAACAAGAAAAAGAACAAAUGCUGCUACAGUAUUUAAGUCUAAUUUUGUAUUCUUAUUAUUUUGUGCACUACAAGCUGUUUGUGUAUUUAAGGGAAUUUGAGGCCAAACUCGAGCAAAAGGGAGAAAUCUGCUGUUUACUUGCUGCCGUACCUUUUUGUGGAGCUUGAAUGUAAAUGUUAGAAAUGAAAUGGACAAGUGUGUCGGAGUAACUGGAAUAAUAAUAUUUGACGAUAAUAUUUGAUUAUGUGGUAACACUUGACACCCAGCAUCAUAACACGUUAUGACAUGGUCAUAACCAUUUCAUAUGUCAUAACAGCUGACAUAACUUGUCAUAACCUGUUAUAAUAUGGUCAUAACAGUCAUGACACAUAUUUAGACUUGUUGUGACAUAUAUUGUGUUAUUUUAUGGUUGGUUAUGACACCUACAUAAGAGUAAAAACCCACAAAACCUACCACAGUAGUUAUUUUAUGGCUGAUUGUGAUGUUAUGUAUAUAUUUUUUAAGUCGACCAUAUUAAAUUAACAUUGUAAUUUCACACAUAUUGAUGUCAGACAUGCACCUACCCCAAUGCUGAUGACUGGAUGAAUGCAGGAGAAGAUUUCAGGAGCAGGACAAGACACACUCUUUUUGACUGCUAUAAAGGCUUAUAUGAUUAGGAGGGUCAUAAUGCUUCUUGACAGUGUCAUAAAGUGUAUUUUCUCAGUCCAAGCAAAGUGACACAGGGUGGUCAUAAUGCUUCAUGACAGUGUGAAAGGUUAUUUUUUACAAGUUAUUUAAAAUAUGAUGAAAAAUAACAUGACUGUAAAGAAUUCAUUACAACAACAAAGGUUUCAAGAAACAAACAUUCAAACGACUGGGAAAAAGGUAUUACAUUAUUUUUUUUUAGUUGUGACACUUAUGUAGGUGUCAUAACCAGUCAUAAAAUAACGAAAUAGAUGUCACAACAGGUG
Molecule: messenger RNA, 6419 nt
Organism: Salmo salar (Atlantic salmon)
Lineage: Eukaryota; Metazoa; Chordata; Actinopteri; Salmoniformes; Salmonidae
Source: RefSeq, a predicted model, not a curated record